This is a messenger RNA of Gasterosteus aculeatus aculeatus (three-spined stickleback), 1534 nucleotides long. RefSeq names its product mitochondrial calcium uniporter (gene mcu). The record is from RefSeq and is a predicted model, not a curated record. Gene Ontology annotation, cellular component: uniplex complex. NCBI's taxonomy places the organism in Eukaryota, Metazoa, Chordata, Actinopteri, Perciformes, Gasterosteidae. Gene Ontology annotation, biological process: mitochondrial calcium ion homeostasis; calcium import into the mitochondrion. Gene Ontology annotation, molecular function: uniporter activity; calcium channel activity.
CGGUGCGUCUCGGUCCGCCCGCAGCAGUCUCCUUCCCCGGCGAGCUUUCACUACAGAGAUGGCUGCGAAAGUGUGCAGAUCGGUGCUGCUGUUGUCCCGGAGCAGCGGAGCGGUGGCCGGCAGCCUCCCCGCACUAGUUGCCUCUUCGCAGCGGCACCACCAGCACAUAAGACCGGAGCUGCUGUCUGCACCGUUCAGCCGUCAGACUGUGAGGAGAGCACACAGCCUCCGGCCUGCAGCCCCCUCCACACUCUUCACCCAGCCCCCCCCUGCCCUGUCUCCACAGGUCUGGAGGAGCGCCCCCUCUUGGCACGGCCAGAGACUCUUGUGUUCCUCCACUGCCCCCCAGGAGGUGACAGUGGUGUAUCAGAACGGGCUGCCGGUGAUCUCGGUCCGUUUGCCGUCCCGGCGAGAGCGCUGCCAGUUCACCCUCAAGCCUCUCAGUGACUGCGUGGGAGUUUUCCUGCAACAGCUGCAGGCGGAGGACCGAGGCAUCGACCGGGUAGCCAUCUACUCCACGGAUGGAGCGAGGGUCGCCUCGUCAACGGGCAUCGACAUCCUGCUGCUGGAUGAUUUCAAGCUCGUCAUCAAUGACACCACACACCUCGUGCAGCCCCCGAGGAGAGACCUGCUGCCCCACGAGGAGGCCGAAAGGCUCAACGACGUCAAGUUCCUGGUGCAGCAGCUCUACACCACCCUGCGCAUCGAGGAGCACCAACUCGGCAAGGAACGUGAGCUGAUUGGACGAUUGGAGGACCUCAACUCUCAACUCCGCCCCUUGGAAAAGGUGAAGGAGGAACUUAAUAGGAAGGCAGAGCGGCGUACCACCUGGGUGCUGUGGGGCGGCAUGGCGUACAUGGCCACCCAGUUCGGCAUCCUGGCCAGGCUCACCUGGUGGGAGUACUCCUGGGACAUCAUGGAGCCCGUCACCUACUUUAUCACUUAUGGCACGGCCAUGGCCAUGUACGCCUACUUUGUUCUAACACGCCAGGAGUACGUUUACCCCGACGCCAGAGACCGACAGUACCUGCUGUUCUUCCACAAGGGUGCGAAGAGGACACGCUUCGACAUCGACAAGUACAACCAGCUGAAGGGUGAUAUCGCUGAGGUGGAGUUGGAUCUGAAGCGUCUUCGGGACCCGCUCCAGCUCCAGCUCCCAGUUCAGCAGCUCGGCGCCAGUAAAAAUUGAUGGGAGGAGCGACUUCCUCCACUCUCUACUCCUGCAACCAUUUUUCCCUCCUCUGUGCAACACCCCUUCCACCCCUGUUUGCCCCCAACUCUUUGCUAAGACUCCUCCCUCCCCCAUUGCGCCCACACCAAAUAAACCCAUCCCUUUUUUGGACUGUGGGAGUUAGUUUUCCCUCCUCUUUCUUUCCCUUUUUUUUUCUUUUUACUUUCCUGACUGAAAACUCCAGUUGGAAUUGCAAUUGAAAACCGCUAAAAGACAAAUGUAAAGAUGGGGAGAGUACCGGGAACUGAAAAACUUUUACAGCCCAAGGAUGGUGAGUAUGAUGAAAAGGACAAUGAUGACGAA